AAUGGAAGAAGACUCCUCUGACUGCCCAUAACUUUAGGACAAUAUGUUGUGCAUGAGGAAACUUCAUUAGUCUUGUAAGGAAUACCUACCAAACUGUUCCAAACUUUCCGAUGGGAACCACGUGGGGAAACGCGCAACUGUGAGAUUUAAAGAUGCAUCAGACUGUGCGCAUUUUCCAUGACUUUUUAAAGUCAUAUAUCUGCAUAUGGUGCGUGUGUUUACUUCCUCUGAAGUCACUUGCGCAGCUGGCUCCAGAAUGUUCUCCAGGUGGAUACAGGACCUUAAGGAAUGCGUAUCGGAGCGUCAACUUCGACUCUACUGAAUUACAGAACACAGCGAUACAGGAUCUGAUUUGUGACCAUUUGCUCCUGCCUGGAUGGUACCGCUUUAGCAUAAACAACAAACCUGCGGAGAUGCCCACCCGCUGUGUGGAGAUGAACCGCUGUGGGACGCAGGCUCCGGUAUGGUUGUCUCUUAAAGACAGCUCUUUGCCGAGGCCUGGUGAGGUCAAGCAGCUUUCAGCUUGUGCCACGUGGCAGUUCUUCCAUGGAAGCACCAAAGACUGCUGCCUUUUCCGGAUCCCAAUAUCUGUCCGCAACUGUGGAGAGUUCCUGUUGUACUACCUACAGCCAACACAAGGUUGCAUGGGUUACUGUGCUGAAGUUAUUUCACAGUACACGUCUAAGUCCUGCCCACCUGGUGAAACAGAAGUUAAUGGGGUAUGUAAAGCAAAUGUCCCCUCACUUCCCUCAAAACCAGUGGUGACCCCAGAGUUGGUGGGCAGCAGUGUCCACCUCCGAUGCUCCUAUGCUGGGGUAAAGGCCACUUCGCCAGUGGGGUACCUGGUUGUGUGGGCCCGAUAUUCUUCCAACACCAUGAAGGUGGAGAUCAGACGAGACACAACGACUCGGCUAUAUUCACUGGUGGAGAUGGAUGGAGUUCACUUCAGGCUAGGAGAAAUGUUUUCCUGCAGUGUAUCCAGCUUCCUGUUAAACUCAUCCAGCUCCCCAUCGACUUCAAAAGAGAGCGCUGGGUUUUUCGCAGGAAUCAAGUUUGUUCCAGAUGUUCUCAACAUCCGCGAAGAUGCUAAAAAGCACAUUUUGGCACUACACAGCACAGUCCCAAUUCCCUGCCACGGAUACGAGCACAACCGCCGUUGCAAAGUAUCUCUUGCUCUCAGUAUACAUGAUUCAGACAAUGUAGUUGUGAAGGUUCCAAAUGUGGCCCUGUCGUCCUGCUACGUCGAGCUCCUGUCCCAACCCUGCCAAAAUAACGUCUGUGCUCAGGGUACCGUGACUGUCACCGCUGUUACCGAUUUCACCCGGGACGGGAACCGGGUCAGCCUCUUCUCUGCCCAGCCUGCCCAAGGCAGUCCUCGCCUCUGGAGAGGUUACAACCCACCAGCACUGAAGAUCACGGUUCAAGAUGUUCCAACAGCUACCUGUUACUCUCUGACUGACCCUCACAUCAUUACAUUUGAUGGCAGACGUUACGAAAACCAACAGACUGGCACAUUUUUGCUUUAUAAGAGCACAAACCGUGUGUUCGAGGUCCACACCAGGCAGUGGGAUUGUGGGAGCCGACACUACGCCGUGGCGUGUAGCUGUGGCAUGGCCGCCCGAGAGGGUAAUGAGGUCGUGACCUUUGACAUGUGCAACGGGCAGCUGCAGGAAACACGUCCCCACUUGUCCAUCAAGGCCUUGGGACCAUCCGCAAACAAUCGGAUAAAGAUCCACGAGAUGCACCAAGGAAAAAAAAUCACGAUUGUAUUUGCCUCUGGGGCAUUUGUUCGAGCAGACAUUAGUGAUUGGGGAAUGAGUCUGUCCAUCAGGGCUCCGAGUCAGGACUUUAACGGCACCAAAGGCCUAUGUGGGUUAUUUGACCGGAACAGCAACAAUGACCUGAAUCACCCGGCAGGCACAAGCAACCGCAACAAUGACUUAGUGGAAUUCAUUCAGGGCUGGAGGAUCGCGCCUGGUGAGAGCCUGUUUGACAGCACGCCACCUGCCGUGAAUGAGGAGAUAAGGCUGAAUUUCUGUGCUUGUCAAAAGGGAUAUAGCCUGUCCCAACAUUCAGCGCACGCCUCCGAUGGCCUAUUAAACCCGCCUCCUGUUUCCCGCUGCCAAUCUCAUGAAGACACAGAUUACACGUCCCUGUUUCCCUUCAAUGAUGUCACUGCUGACUACACCACUAAAACUGUCUCGGUCCGCAACGUCCAUAAACGAGAGGCGGCAACUAAAGUCCCAGAGUUCACCAAGAAUCUCAAUGACGUUAAACCAAAGUUUCAGGUGUCUCAAGUCCUGGCUGAGAACUUUUCGCAUACUGUAGAGGAAUUAGAAGUGGACUCAUUAUUUAACGUUUCCACUUCUCGCUUGAAUGAAUCUAAGGUGCCUUUACCUACCUCAGUUGGUAGACCCAAGAGACAGACCUUUGAAUUCCUGCCUGUUUACACCUUCCAGGCCCUAAGCCAAACUGACCUGGAAAGUCUCGCCUACUUCUUUUCAGAUGACCACCUCUCGUCUAGUCGCCCACCUCCCCGUCCGUCCUGGCCAACACCCAGUGGCCUUACUUCUGCCAAAGCUUUGGAGGUCUGCCAGUUGGCUCUUGCUAACUCAACCGUGGGCACAGUGUGCAAGAGUCUUCUUGGCUGGCGCUUGGAAGAAGCUGUGGAUCUUUGCAUCCUCGAUCUUCAACUGAAGGACGACCUGGCUUGGGAGGACGCCCUCGUGCCCUUCCUGGAGAAUGAAUGUGAGCGAAAGUGGCUGGAGAACCGGACUCAACGUUCUCAAGACGUUUUGAGAACAUUGGAGGAUAUUGCAAAGGCCCUACGAUGUCCAAACUUCUGCAACGGGAAUGGCCAGUGUGUAGAGUGGGGAUGCCAGUGUUAUCCAGGCUACAGCUUUCACGACUGCAGUCUCACCAUCAGUCAGCCAAUAGAAAUCACUGAUCUGGAGAAUGGUGGUUUAUGUGACGUACGUGAGUUCGACUGCGACAGUGUGAGGGUUUUUGGGCUGGGCUUCAUCAACUCACCUGACCUCACAUGCUUCGUCAUCAGAUUAAAGCAUAUGAAUGGAGUUUGGAUCCCUGACGAGGAAAGAAGAACCAAAGCUUCCUUCCUCAGCUCCAAGACGGUGGACUGCUCCGUCCCACGGCUUGGCAACAUAGCUGUUGACACCAUGGACUUCAUGGCCAACGAACAGCCCUAUGCCAGAUGGGAGAUUAAGGUAACUAAUGAUGGUCGUCAGUACAGUGAGGGAAAGAUCUUGACCCUUUAUGAUGGUAUUUGCCAGCUGUGUGUGUCUCCCUCUGGACUCUGCAAGUUGAAGGAUAGGACGUGUAACAUAGAUGGGAUGUGUUUUGCCGAUGGAAACUCCAGCCCUUCCAGUCCAUGUCUUCUGUGUAACUCCACGGCCUCCAAAUACACCUGGUCCAUUAAUCAAGCUAAUCGACCACCGACCUUCCACGUGCCACAGGGCGUCCUGCAGACCUUUGCAGGGGAGAACUUUGUGUACCAGUUCACAGCCACAGACCCCGAGGGUUCAGCCCUUCUCUUCCAGCUGGAGACAGGGCCUCCCGGGGCCUCUAUUUCCCCGGCCGGGCUUCUCAUCUGGAAAGUAUAUGGGGAGGAGACAUACAGCUUCCAAUUCACUGUGUCUGAUGAGUGUGAUGCUCAGAGCAGAUUUACUGUGGAGGUAGAUGUACGGCCAUGUGGGUGCUUGAAUGGAGGGACGUGUGUGACCAACAUCAAGUAUCCGGCGGGCAGUGGCGAGUACCUGUGUGUAUGCCCAACAGGUUUCCAUGGUGACCUGUGCCAGGAAGAGCUGAACAAAUGCAGUUCCAGUCCAUGUCGAGCAGGACUUUGUGUUGAUCUGGUUGAUGGGUUCGAAUGCCAGUGCCCUGCUGGACUGACAGGUGUGACAUGUCAGAAGGAUGUGAAUGAGUGCGAGAAAGCGCCAUGUUUUCCUGGCGUUAGGUGUGUGAACAGCUUUGGCUCCUUCAGGUGCGGCCCUUGCCCUCAUGGCCUGGAGGGAGACGGUACCUCCUGCAAAGCACUAGCAAAAUUGGUCACUUCACCUCCCAUCACUUCUCACGUGGCCUCCUUUUCCACACCACCUGCUGUGCGGCGAGUCAGCAAAACCACCUCCACUCACCUCUCACUAGAAUCCAACGAAGCUCCAAGCAGGGCUCUGGUCACCAAAGCCGCUACCAACCUGAAUCAGAGAACUGGUCAUCCCAAUGCACUGAAUCUGACAGCCAAGUGUAGCAGUAGGCCAUGUUUUCCAGGUGUUCAGUGUAUUGACCUUCGGCCGCCAUACACUGGCUACGUCUGCGGGCGAUGUCCACCAGGUUACCAUGGGAAUGGACGCACCUGCACAAAACACUCAAAACAUGCCACACCCACCUACCAGUCACUGCAACUGACCCAAGCCAAGAGCAACCUGCCCCAUGCCUCCCACAGUGCUCCCCAUCUGCACCUCCCCACCCUUCCCUUCAGGCAGCCUCAGAGACGCCUUUCCAAACCGGCGAGGACCCCACACCAGCAGGCUACCACCCGCAUCCUCCUCCUGCCAACCUUUCCACCUGUCACAGAGAAAGAGGAGUUGCCGCGGUUGGCAGGACGCACACCUGCCUCAACCAGCAGCAGGGAUCAACUCCACUCUCGCCCUCGUAAUCAACUGAACAUUCUUCCGAGUCCCGAGGAGCGAAUCACUUCAUUUAAAGUCUCAGCAAGUGGAUUUGCAGGUGUCACGCCCAGAGAGACAUCUAAAGUCACUUUACCUCACACUUUGGAGAAUGCCGAGACAUUGAGACAGUCUCUAGAACAACCCAGUCUUGUCACAAUAUCCCAGGCUCGACCUUGGACACCUCCAGACACCCAGCGACCCUUAACGGCAGCCUUGACCUCUCUCUCUUUGUCCUUUUCUGAGUCAGAGUUCUCAGCAGAUGGAAGUCUGGGAACUGGAAUCCAAGACCCCUACGAGACCCUACCACUACCCCAGAAGAGCUUCACCUACCUUGGUGCAAGAAGCCUCACCCAAUCCCUGGACCCCCAACCAACUCUUCAGAAUGGUAGACUCCAGAGCAAGAGCAGAAAUGUAGUACUGUUAGAGGAGAGAAGUUUCACCUGUGCAGAUGUCCUAUGCUUUCCAGGAGUCCACUGUGAGCUUGGUGGGGAUGGCAAACUUAGAUGCGGACAUUGCCCUUUGGGGUACACUGGAGAUGGGCGAAAAUGCAGAGCUGUCUGCAGACAUGCCUGCGGUAAAAAUAUGGAGUGUGCUGCCCCGAACUCAUGCCGUUGCAAGAAAGGAUUCAGUGGCCCCAACUGUGAAACAGCGAUCUGCAGUCCUCCCUGUCUGAAUGGAGGGAAAUGUGUAGUUCCAGAUGUAUGUGAAUGCAAGUCAGGUUACCAUGGAGAGACCUGUGAAAGCGCCCUCUGCAGUUCGCCCUGCCUGCACGGAAGCACCUGCGUGGGUCGGGACACCUGCUCAUGUCCCUAUGGCUUCGUAGGGCCCAGAUGUGAAACCAUGGUGUGCAACCGUCACUGUCAAAAUGGAGGGAAGUGUGCAUCGCCGGAUGAGUGCGAAUGUCUGGCGGGGUGGGCGGGACCAUCAUGUGAGACAGCUCAGUGUGACCCUGUGUGUCUCAAUGGUGGGACCUGCAUUCGUCCGAAUUCCUGCACCUGCCAGCACGGCUUCUAUGGGGCUCAGUGUCAAAACGCUGUGUGCAGUCCACCCUGCAAAAAUGGAGGUCAUUGUGUGCGUAACAACAUCUGCUCAUGUGCGAACGGAUAUUCUGGCCCACGUUGUGAGAAAAGUGUGUGUGAGCCAGUGUGCAUGAAUGAAGGAAGAUGUGUUGGACCAGAUGUGUGCGACUGCGCAUCAGGAUGGAAGGGAAAGAGAUGUGAUCAACCUGUGUGUCUGCAGAAGUGUUUAAACGGAGGUGAAUGUGUGGGUCCGAGCACCUGCCACUGCAGCCCCGGCUGGAAGGGGACUCUUUGCCAAAUACCAAUCUGUGAACAGAGGUGUUUGUAUGGAAGUCGGUGUGUCAGACCCAACGUGUGCUCUUGCCGAGCUGGAUACACGGGCACACUGUGCUCUAGAAAGCUUACUGCCCAGAGAGGAUGAGGAUCCCACAUGAUGUGUCAAUACUGCACUGAGGACACUGGGCUCAUAUUUCACUACUUAUUAAACUGACAGGGUUACAGUCUCUGUUACAAUUUGUAAAUAUCAUAUCUGAAGAUAUUAAUUUAUGUUUAAGGUAUAAUAUAAAGAUUUUUUUACUUUCCUUUAAACUCUAUUACUGUAUUUGUGACAAUCCAAAACAAAAUAAAUGGCUGUGUAUUUUACGAAUCUGACGUAUAUUUUCUUGAUUUUUAGAAAACCUUCAUGAAGUAUUUCCUACAGAAUCAGGGUCAGAAAUUAAUGGGAGAAAAAUUGCAAAUG
Molecule: messenger RNA, 6443 nt
Organism: Myxocyprinus asiaticus (Chinese sucker)
Lineage: Eukaryota; Metazoa; Chordata; Actinopteri; Cypriniformes; Catostomidae
Product: von Willebrand factor D and EGF domain-containing protein-like
Exons: 32
Coding region: 153-6125 (1990 amino acids)
Biological process (GO): anatomical structure development
Cellular component (GO): cell surface; extracellular region
Molecular function (GO): calcium ion binding; signaling receptor binding
Source: RefSeq, a predicted model, not a curated record